CCUCAGAUCUCAGUAACCACUCUCGUAAUUGACCCAUUGACUACGAGACUUGUUAGCAAUGGAAGUUGGUCUCUGUUUAAAAAAAAGGACGACCAGCCGCGCUAGUACGACCACCAUGACCAUACACUCUCUGAAUUCUGAAACGUCAAAUCCCCACCACUAAGAAACCGUCCAUUCACCACAACGAAAACGAUCACGCCUCAAUAAAGACCUUCCAAUAGUUGAUUCCGCCACAGCCAAAUAUCACUUGCAGAAAGUAACCCACCAGCUAAGCCCAGAAAAAAAAACCAGUCCUUCAAUGGCGCCGCCGUCUAACCCCGCCGUCGACCCACGAACCGGGUUCUGCCCAUCCAACUCCGUCUUCUACAGCAAGCGCGAACCCAUCGCUCUCCCACCCAACCCGUCCCUCGACGUCACCACCUUCAUCUCCUCCCAAGCCCACCGCGGUACCACGGCGUUCGUCGACUCCGCCACCGGCCGCCGCCUCUCCUUCCCGGAGCUAUGGGCCGCCGUCGACUCCGUCGCCACGUGUCUCUCCGUCGACAUGGGGAUCCGGAAGGGCCACGUCGUCCUCCUCCUCUCCCCGAAUUCCGUCUCCUUCCCGAUCGUCUGCCUCGCCGUCAUGUCCCUCGGCGCCGUAAUCACCACCGCCAACCCGCUCAACACCCCGCGCGAAAUCGCCAAACAGAUGAAGGAUUCCCGAGCCUCCCUCGCCUUCGCCACGCCGCAAUUGGUCCCCAAAAUCGCGGAGUCGAACCCUAAUCUCCCAAUCGUACUCAUCGACGAAGUCGUUCAAGAUCCAAUUCGUCUCACUAAUUUCAAAAUCGUCUCGAAAUUGAGCGAGAUGGUGGCGGUUCAGAAAGGGGAUCUGAAUCGGCAGCGAGUCAGGGAGCGAGUCGACCAAAACGACACGGCGACUCUGCUCUACUCUUCUGGAACUACAGGGGAGAGCAAAGGAGUCGCGUCGUCCCACCGCAACCUAAUCGCGAUGGUCCAGACCGUAAUCGGCCGGUUCAGUUCGAUCGAACCGGACGAAGACGGCAGUCGGGACCAGAUCUUCGUCUGUACGGUCCCGAUGUUCCACAUCUACGGCCUGGCGGCGUUCGCCACGGGGCUGCUGGCCUCCGGAUCGACGAUCGUCGUCUUGUCGAAGUUCGAGAUGGACGAGAUGCUGUCGGCGAUCGGGCGGUACCGGGCUACGUACCUGCCUCUGGUGCCGCCGAUCUUGGUGGCGAUGAUCGGCGGCGGGGAUCGGAUACGGGCGAGGUACGAUCUGAGCUCGCUGAGGACGGUUCUGUGCGGCGGGGCGCCGCUGAGUAAGGAAGUGAUCGAGGGGUUUCUGGAGAAGUAUCCGACGGUGAAGAUUCUGCAAGGGUACGGACUGACGGAAUCGACGGGGAUCGGGGCGUCGACGGAUACGGCGGAGGAGAGCCGGCGGUACGGGACGGCGGGGAUGCUGAACCCGAGCAUGGAGGCGAAGAUUGUGGAUCCGGAGAGCGGGGAGGCCUUGCCGGUGAACCGGACCGGCGAGCUAUGGCUGCGUGGGCCCUCGAUUAUGAAAGGUUACUUUAGCAAUGUGGAGGCGACUUCCUCUACCCUUGACUCAGAGGGAUGGCUGAGAACAGGGGACCUCUGCUACAUUGACGAGGAUGGUUUCAUUUUCGUGGUCGAUCGAUUGAAGGAGCUGAUCAAAUAUAAAGGAUAUCAGGUUCCUCCUGCUGAGUUGGAGGCUUUGCUGCUGACUCAUCCUGAAAUUGCUGACGCGGCUGUAAUACCGUUUCCUGACAAGGAUGUUGGGCAGUACCCAAUGGCAUAUGUGGUGAGAAAGCCUGGAAGUGCCUUGUCCGAGGAAGCUGUCAUGAAUUUCAUAUCUAACCUGGUUGCGCCAUACAAAAGAGUAAGGAGAGUUGCGUUCGUGGCUGCCAUACCAAAGAACCCUUCUGGGAAGAUUCUGAGGAAGGAUCUUAUCAAGCUUGCCACCUCCAAACUGUAAAUUUUUGGUGAAGAGGAAGUAGUGUCAUCGCCAUCAUUAUUACUUGUGUGUACCGAGAUUAGGUUUCUGCAUCAUUAUGCUUUGAAGUUGGUGGGUGGCCUGGCCUCCCCUCUUUGUCAAGGAGUGGUAUGUGGAUAUGGAGAAGUGGGAUAUCGAGGAGAUCAAUUGUUACGAGUACUGGGUUUGACCCAGCUGCUCGAUUGGGACCGCCACUACGCCGACCAACCUUGUUGAGGAUUAAGACGAGCGUCAAGGACUAUACAUUGUAACUCUUCCACAUUUAGUUCUGACUAUGUAAUAAACAGAAUCCUGAUAAACUUUUCAGUUUAUGUCUCGGUUUUUUGCAAGCGCGCAAUCAAUAAGGCAAGAAAUACAAAACCGAAACGUGAUUUACUAA
Molecule: messenger RNA, 2390 nt
Organism: Linum tenue
Lineage: Eukaryota; Viridiplantae; Streptophyta; Magnoliopsida; Malpighiales; Linaceae
Source: the annotation of a GenBank genome assembly